AUGAUAGGAAGCUUAUUGUAUCUUACAACCAGUAGACCUGAUAUCACUUUUGUUGUUGGGCUUUGUGCUAGAUAUCAAGCUGCUCCUAAGACAAGCCAUCUACUGCAAGUAAAAAGGAUCAUCAAGUACAUCAAUGCUACAAGUGAUUAUGGUAUUCUCUAUACUCAUGAUACAAAUUCUUCUCUAGUUGGCUAUUGUGAUGCAGAUUGGGCAGGAAGUGAAGAUGAUAGGAAAAGCACAUCAGGAGGUUGUUUCUUCUUAGGAAAUAACUUGAUCCCAUGGUUCAGUAAGAAGCAGAAUUGUCUAUCAUUAUCAACUACAGAAGCUGAAUACAUUGCUGCUGGAACUUCCUCAAUUGUUCCUCCUUGUGAGGAUGUUUCUGAUGAAGAGGAGAUUUCUGCAGAAAACUCCCCUAUUGGUUCCCAUCAAGAUGAUGUGCCCGAUGCUAGGGCUUCUGAUCCUGAAGAUGUUCCUGAUCAAGAAAUUUCUGGAAAGGAAUCCACUUCUCAUGAAGAUUCAGGUGUACCCACUCAAUCUCAUGGUUCCUCUUCUCCUUCAAAAGAGGAUGAACCAGUGCAUGUGUCCACUGAUAAUCCUCCGUCCAAGGAAUCAAGCAAGGCUCCCAACUUUGUUCAGAACAUCUCUGAUGAUGAUUCUGAUGAUGUUCCUUUAACUACUUCUCUUCCUGAUAGUUUUGCUGCCAGGAUCAAGAGAAAAAGAAGGGUUCCUGAUGUUAAAGAAUCUCCUACCCCAAAGAAGAAGUCCAAGACCACUCCAGCAACUUCCAAGUCUAAGCAAAGAGAUGUGAAGGGAAAAGGUAAGCAACCGGAGGUUAAAGCCAAGAGUGCCAAGAAGAAGAAGGUCCCAGUUGCUGCUGAGGAAUCUGGGUCAGAUGUUGAGGAGGAUGUCGAGGACAUCUUUCCUUCUGAGAAGAAGUAUGCAGGUAAACGCAUUCCUCAGAAUGUCCCUGCUGUUCCUAUUGACAAUGUGUCUUUCCACGCUGAAGGAAAUGUUCAGAGGUGGAAGUAUGUGUGUCAACGUACAAUUUCCAAGGAAAGGGAAGUUGGCUCUGAUGUGCUUGAGUGCAAGGAAGUGGUUGCACUCAUUGAGAAGGCAGGUCUGAUGAAGACCAUUCUCAAGGUUGGAAGGUGUUAUGAGAGGCUGGUAAAAGAAUUUAUGGUGAAUCUUUCUGUGGAAGUGGGACUUCCUGAGAGUGUUGAAUUCAGAAAAGUGUAUGUGAGGGCUAAGUGUGUUGAGUUCUCUCCUGCUGUGAUCAACAAUGCACUUGGUAGAAGUGCUGUUGAAUUUGUUGAUGAGGAAUUGUCCUUGGAUGUGGUUGCCAAGGAGAUUACUGCUGGCCAAGUCAAGAAGUAG
Molecule: messenger RNA, 1374 nt
Organism: Lotus japonicus
Lineage: Eukaryota; Viridiplantae; Streptophyta; Magnoliopsida; Fabales; Fabaceae
Exons: 2
Coding region: 1-1374 (457 amino acids)
Source: RefSeq, a predicted model, not a curated record